Messenger RNA from Lagopus muta (rock ptarmigan), 2089 nucleotides. RefSeq names its product solute carrier family 7 member 6 (gene SLC7A6). The transcript has 10 exons. Gene Ontology annotation, biological process: amino acid transmembrane transport. Gene Ontology annotation, molecular function: L-amino acid transmembrane transporter activity. The record is from RefSeq and is a predicted model, not a curated record. Gene Ontology annotation, cellular component: membrane. Bases 515 to 2071 code for a protein of 518 amino acids. Lineage: Eukaryota; Metazoa; Chordata; Aves; Galliformes; Phasianidae.
AGGCAGUGGGAGCUGGGAACCGAAUUUCUUGGAGAAGGUUUAGGGUGGAAAAGCAAACUAUUAUGGGAUACAAAUCAGCAGUUAGAUGAGGGGAAUUCUGGACUGAGUGUCUCUUCCCGUUGCCCCUGGUUAUGGCCUACAUUAUGUUGAUAAAGCGUGCAGUCCUGCUCUUAGAUUACCUGUGUAAGUACAGUAAGCACAUCUGAUGAAUUUGUAAGCACUGCAGUAAAUCUAUGUUCAUGCUUCAGACUUCCAGUUUGGUCUUAGAAUGCUUUCAUUUACUUAUGUUUCCCCAUUUUGACUCUGCUCUUUUUCAACUGGGUAGUUCCUCAAUUCUGUCCUUCCUACUUUUUUUUCCCCCGCCUAGAGGUAGAAAUUUCUUUCUUAAAUUAUGCUGGCACUUGUAUCACACUGUGUCUAUGUCUUUUUUUGUUUGUUUGCUUUAACUACACAUGGAUUUCCCUUUGUGUAAUGACACAGCUCGGAGCCGUGGAGAAUUCACAGCCCUUCCACGAUGGGAGAAAGGACAGACUGUGCUAAGUCUCAUAGCUCACUGGCUGAAUACAGCCCCGUCAGUAAAUCAGACAAGACAGAUCCAAACGACCACUCUGAAAUACAGGAUGGAAACCAAAACACAAUGCAACUGAAGAAAGAAAUAUCUUUGCUAAACGGGAUAAGCCUGAUAGUAGGCAACAUGAUUGGCUCAGGUAUUUUUGUCUCACCCAAAGGAGUUCUCAUCUACAGCAAAUCUUACGGAUUGUCUCUAGUAAUUUGGGCAAUUGGAGGGAUUUUUUCAGUCUUUGGAGCUCUCUGCUAUGCUGAACUUGGAACCACUAUUACAAAAUCAGGAGCCAGUUAUGCGUACAUCUUGGAGUCAUUUGGGAGCUUCAUUGCUUUUAUUCGUUUGUGGACCUCACUUCUAAUUGUUGAGCCGACUAGUCAGGCAGUUAUUGCAAUCACCUUUGCUAACUACAUAGUCCAACCUUUCUUUCCAUCUUGUGAUCCUCCAUAUAUUGCUUGUCGUCUCAUAGCAGCUGCUUGUGAGUGUCUUCUAACAUUUGUAAAUUGUGCCUAUGUAAAAUGGGGAACACGGGUGCAGGAUAUAUUCACUUAUGCUAAAGUUGCUGCUCUUAUUGCUAUCAUCGUAACUGGAAUUGUUAAAAUAUGCCAGGGAUAUUCAUCACACUUUCAGAACUCUUUUGAGGGAUCUUCUGUUGAUAUCGGAGACAUUUCCCUCGCACUCUACUCUGCCUUGUUCUCUUAUUCUGGUUGGGACACGCUCAAUUUUGUGACUGAAGAGAUCAAAAACCCAGAAAGGAACUUGCCCCUGGCUAUUGCUGUGUCUAUGCCAAUUGUGACUGUCAUCUACAUUAUGACCAAUGUAGCUUACUAUACAGUGCUGGAUGUUCAGGCUGUUCUCUCUAGUGAUGCUGUGGCAGUGACAUUUGCUGACGAGGUGUUUGGUAUCUUCAGCUGGACAAUUCCAAUUGCUGUAGCCUUUUCUUGUUUUGGUGGACUUAAUGCUUCAAUUCUAGCAUCGUCAAGGCUGUUUUUUGUAGGAUCUCGGGAAGGUCACCUUCCUGAUCUGUUGUCUAUGAUCCAUGUAGAGAGGUUCACACCUGUGCCAGCACUGCUUUUCAAUUGUGCUAUGACCCUAAUUUACCUGGCUGUGCAAGAUGUCUUCAAGCUUAUUAAUUACUUCAGUUUCAGUUACUGGUUUUUUGUUGGUCUGUCUAUUGCUGGUCAAUUAUAUCUACGUUGGAAGGAACCAAAUCGAGCCAGGCCACUGAAGCUCAGUGUGGUUUUCCCAAUAAUAUUCUGCAUAUGCUCAGUAUUUCUCGUGGUUGUGCCGCUCUAUAGUGACACCAUCAAUUCACUGAUUGGAAUUGCCAUUGCUUUAUCUGGGAUUCCAGUCUUUUUCCUGGGAGUCUAUUUACCUGCCUCAAGGAGACCUCAGAUUAUCAACAAGAUUUUAGAUGUAGUCACACGAAACAUGCAGCUGCUCUGUUGCUGUGUUUUAACGGAGAUGGACACAAGUGAAGAAAAGAAAUUAGAAAACAAAUCUAACUAAAAUUUGAAAGCCAUUCUA